This is a messenger RNA of Culex pipiens pallens (northern house mosquito), 1200 nucleotides long. RefSeq names its product sodium-dependent proline transporter. The transcript has 3 exons. Gene Ontology annotation, biological process: sodium ion transmembrane transport. Gene Ontology annotation, molecular function: glycine transmembrane transporter activity. Bases 67 to 1200 code for a protein of 377 amino acids. Gene Ontology annotation, cellular component: membrane. Lineage: Eukaryota; Metazoa; Arthropoda; Insecta; Diptera; Culicidae. The record is from RefSeq and is a predicted model, not a curated record.
AGACGCGAUAGAACAAAGUGACGAAUCAGUGCUGAUCAGUGUGAGAGUUUCUUUCGGUCAGACAGCAUGUCUCCGGGUACGGUAAAGGCGCGUGGAAGUUGGGCUUCCAAAACUGAGUUUAUUCUUUCUUGCAUGGGAUACGCGAUCGGUAUCGGGAAUGUUUGGAGAUUUCCGUACCUGUGCUAUCGUAACGGGGGAGGAGCGUUCUUGGUGCCGUAUCUGUUGAUGCUGGUGCUGUGUGGGAUUCCGUUGUUCUUUUUGGAAGUGUCUCUGGGCCAGUUUGCUGGAACGGGUUGCAUAACGGUGUUCAAGAUUGCUCCACUGCUGAAAGGGGCUGGGAUGGCUAUCGUUGUGAUCAACUUUAUUUGUACUUCGUACUACAACGUGAUCAUAUCGUAUCCGAUAUUGUUCUUGUGGAAGUCGUUUCAAGCACAACUGCCGUGGGAAAACUGCCAGAAUCCGUGGAAUACUCCACGCUGCGUCGAACUUGGUGGUCCGGAGCAGCUCCAUAUGAUGAUGAACAACAGUUUACUCAGUGUAUCCGAGAGGUUGCGGACUCCAGCGGAUGAGUUCUUCCACAAUGAAAUCCUGCAAAUCUCCGACGGAAUCGGAAGCCCAGGUGGUAUUGUGUGGCCUCUGUUUGUGUGCAAUUUACUUGCAUGGAUCGUCAUCUACUGCUGCAUCAUCAACGGGGUUGAAUCCGUGGGGAAGGUCGUUUACUUCACGGCGACAUUUCCGUUUGUGAUUUUGGCCGUAUUGUUCGUUCGAGGGAUCACACUGCCGGGAGCGGCCGAAGGCAUUCGAUUCUACAUAAUGCCACAGUGGAGCCUGUUGACCGAUUUGCGGGUUUGGGCCGAUGCGGCUGUGCAGAUUUUCUUCUCGUUGGGACCUGGAUGGGGAGGUAUCAUCAACAUGGCUAGCUACAAUCAGUUCAAGAACAACGCAAAGUUUGACGCACUGCUCAUUCCGGUCGUCAACUGCGGUACGAGCAUCUUUGCUGGCUUUGUGGUGUUCUCGGUGCUCGGAUAUAUGUCACAUCAAACUGGGCUUCCAGUCUCGGCCGUCGCCACCGGUGGUCCAGGGUUGGCUUUUGUAACAUACCCGGAGGCGGUUGGAAUGCUGCCGUUUCCACAGCUGUGGGCUAGUUUGUUCUUUGUUAUGCUGUUUCUUUUGGGUGUAGACAGUAUGGUUAGUAGUUAG